AUGCAUCAAAUUACUGUAACGCCCACAUGUGGUCCAAGUUCAACUUCUUCUUCACUUCCUACUACACUUAUCACACAGACUUCUGGUUCAUGUCCGACGCCAAGCCAAGAAAAUAUUAGUACUAUUUCGGAUGACGAUGAUGGCGGUGGUGGUGUCGGUGGUGGUGGUGGUGGUUCGUCAGAUGGUGAAUUAUGGGCACCAUUGGCUGUCCGUGGUUAUCUUAGCAAGUGGACAAAUUUGUUACAUGGUUGGCAAGAGCGCUACUUUAUUCUGUCUGAUGGGUUUUUAACGUAUUAUCGCAAUGCGGAAGAUCUAGAUUUGGGCUCUAGGGGCUCUGUCCGUAUCAAAAAUGCAUAUGUAAAGACUCAUGAGUAUGAUGAAUGUCGUUUUGAGGUACGUGUUGGUGAUGUUAUCUGGUAUCUACGUGGAUUAAGUCAAGAAGAACGCUACAACUGGAUAUCGGCUAUUGAACGGCAUCGUAUCGCUGAAUCAGGCUAUGGAUCAGAGAAAACAAUUCAUCGGCAUAGCUCAUUAUUAUCGCUUAAUUCAACACACAGUCCUAGUAUACAUUCAACGUCUAGCUUUAAACGAAAUCAUGGAUUAAAAGAGAAACUAGCUGAAAUGGAAACUUUCAAGGAGAUUUUAUGCAAACAAGUCGAUUCGUUGCAAGCCUAUUUUGAUGCUUGCAGUGCUAUUGUACAACAUCAUGGUCAUGAGAAUAUAGAAAAAUGGUUUAUUGGCGAAAACCACAUGACCACCAGUUCAUCGCCUUCAUCUUUUUGUUCAUCUACGUCGAAUUCAAAAGAGGAAAUCGAUGAUUAUGAGGAGGAAGUCAAGUUAAACGAAAAGAAACAAUCUAGAAAUAAGCUCAAUAAAGCUGAAAAGAAUCGAAGUAAUGAUGAAAGGAAGGCUACUAAUGUUGAAGGUGGUAAAUCUUUGGUGGAGUGUGCAUCAAAUGUGACACUAACUUCAUCGUCUGGUGAUAACUGUUUGGCAGACAAGCCUGCCUUUCAUUCGGAUUCAAAACAUGCAUCUGAUGUUGACUGCCGUGUUCUCCCUGACAAGGAUUCAAUCGUCUCUAGUGGUAGCAGUAGUGCAGCAAAAUCUGGUGGAUUCUUUUCACGAUUUUUACCUUUUCGUAAUUUUGGAAAUACGUCCACUGCUCAAACUGUCGGUGAAUCAGAAAAUAUGGAUGAUAAAGUUGAAUCCACUGUCGCUUCUGAAGACAAUAAUAAUAAAAAUAAUGAUAAUAACAAUAGCAAAGAAGUACCUCAAUAUCAACCAUCUUCACGUUUCAAUGACUUACGUCGUAUCCUGGAACAACACGGUGCCUAUGCUUUAGAUUUUAAAGGUGAAGCACACAUGUUCAAAGCGAUUACAGCUGGAAUACUUACAAAUUUAUCAAACUCAGUUGAAAUGAUGCAACAGCACGAAGAACAUUGGCGUAAACGUUUAGAACGUGAAAUUGAAAAACGACGUCGAUCAGAAGAGACACAAAAGGCAAUGGGACAAGAAUUGUUACAUUUACGCAGUUUGAUUGGUUUAAACACUAAUCAUCAACACCAGUGGCAAAAUCAACAGCAUCCCCAUCAUCAUCAACAUUAUCAUCUGACAAAUAAUUCAUCACAUUCAAGAUUUUCCAGCUAUGGUAGUAUAGAUUUUCAACAUUCUUCACCGGAUGUUAUUCUUAGGGAACAUGGUGUUAAGUCGACAACAACCAAUGUUAAUAGUACUUCUGUGACUCCCACUGUUAAUACAACUAUUUCAUCAUCAGCUGUUGUAGCUAGUGAAAAUGUCCUGAGACUAGUUGGUCCAGAUUAUGAAGAGGGUAUUAAUUCUCCGAUACGUGAAGAGGAAUUCUUUGAUGCUAUUGAUGCAGAAUCAGAUAAAAUAGAAGAAAAUGAAGUACGUCUAGCUGCACUGAAAUCAGCCAGUGAAGCAAUCCGUUGGGCUAGAGCUAUGCCAUCAAAUCAUCCAUUAUAUAAUGAAUUGGAUAAAAUUGUAAAAAUGCAUGUGAAAAAUUUUGCUACUACACAAAUAUUCGAUUAUACAUUGAAUUUAUGCUCAUCAUCGUCUUCAAUACACUGCAAUGGUGGUAACAGUAUACCAUCAAAUACUGUUGAUUCCAAGGAUACUGCCAAUCUGUCUGUUAGUGAACAAAAUUUCAAUGAAACUCCUGAAAACUGGAGACUUGUCGUGCAAGAUGGUGAUAUGAUUAUUUUCAGACGAGAACUUGAAACAGAUGACGGUGUUGUACUGGAUCCUUUACAGGCUAUUGAUGUUGUUCAUGGUGUUACUGCCAAAGAGAUCUGCACAUACUUUUGGGAUGUACGCUAUCGUAUGGAUUGGGAGUUUACAGUGGAUCAAGCACCGACAGUCCUUGAAGUCUGUGGAGAUGAUACUGUAGUUAUACAUCAGGUGUAUAAACGUGUAUGGCCGACAACACAACGUGAUGCAUUGUUUUGGUCACAUAUCUGCCCUGUAAAUCCUAUUCAUCAAAAAGCUUAUCAUCGAAAGUUGAAUCAUAGCUCUAGUAUGUCCAUGAGUCAUCAUCCAUCCUCAAAGAAUUAUACUGAUGAUAAUGAUGAUGAUGAUAAGAAUGAAAAUAAUAUCAGUCAUAGUAAAGUCCAUCAACGUUCAGCAUCUAUGGAUGGUGGCGGUGGCGGUGAAUCCAGUAUACCAGAGAAUUCAACACCAAACAGUAAAAUCAAUGAUGACAAGGUUUUAGACGGUUGGAUGGUGAUUAAUAUGUCAACUGAUUAUUUAUCAGAUAAAAUACAACCAUCACCAUCACCUACUGUUCGAUUAGGUCUUGAAGUUGUUCUAUUCUGUCGAACGGAAUUAAUAACCAAUAAUAAUAAUGACAAUAAUAACAAAUACAACAAUGGGUCAAUGAUGCCAAAUGAUAUUGAUGAUUUAUCAAAGUUAACCCGUGAUCAAAUUCAAACUAGACUUGUGUAUAUGGCUAAUAUUAAUCCAGGUGGUUGGGUACCAGCCGCUGGUCUACGUUCACUUGCUCGACGUGAAUAUCCACGUUUCUUGAAACGUUUCAGUGCUUAUGUGAAAGAUCAAACUAAGCAUAAAACUCCAUUGUUUUAA
Molecule: messenger RNA, 3099 nt
Organism: Trichobilharzia szidati
Lineage: Eukaryota; Metazoa; Platyhelminthes; Trematoda; Strigeidida; Schistosomatidae
Source: the annotation of a GenBank genome assembly